Molecule: messenger RNA, 866 nt
Organism: Meleagris gallopavo (turkey)
Lineage: Eukaryota; Metazoa; Chordata; Aves; Galliformes; Phasianidae
Source: RefSeq, a predicted model, not a curated record
AUGUUCAUGCUUAUUCAGAUCUUUGAUUUGCUGAUAGCACAGGAUGUAAAUUUUCUAUACCGUUACUUCUUUGCAAUUAAUGGUGGCAAUUGGUGUAACUUAGGUCAUCUGCUUAGCAGACAGUUGUUAACUUCUCAUAAAACUCAUCCACUCUGGCAUGCAGAACUGCUGUUUCCUGUGUGCACUCCAUUACCUGAAGAAGGUGAACCUUGCCACGAUCCUUCAAACAGACUUCUUAACCUGAUCACCUGGGAACUGGAACCUGAUGGAGCACUAGAGCGAUGCCCAUGUGCAAGUGGCUUGAUCUGCCAACCUCAGAGCAGCCACAGUACUACAUCUGUGUGUGAACUGUCCUCCAAUGAAACCAGAAAUAAUGAAAAAGAAGAUCACUUAAACAUGGAUGAGAUGCCAUUUAUCAGUUUAAUACCCAGAGAUAUUCUUUCUGAUUAUGAAGAAAGUAGUGUCAUUCAGGAAAUGCAGAAAGAAUUAGAAAGUCUGGAGGACCGAGCAGGUGUGAAGUCUGAGCAUGACCCACCUCAUGACCUAUUUCUGGGAGAUGAAAUAUGAAGUUCAAACACCAAACAGUUUAGUUAGUUCUAGAAAUUUUUGUCUACUGUCUUGCUUUCAUAAACCCUUAACAGAUACUGCUGGAUAGAAGUGCAAUAAAACAUCUUCAUCGAGCAUCUGUUUUCGUGCACCAAACCUGCAUGUUCAAAUUAAUGUUGAAUUCACUCCAUCUUUAGACCAAACCUCCCAUCAAAGACAAAUGAGAAAGGUAUCAGUGUUUCCUUGGAUUAAUACUUUCACUUGUACACUAGAAAUAAACGUAUCAAUACUCGUACUCAUUAAAAAACACAUUAAGCAUA